This is a messenger RNA of Colletotrichum karsti, 1062 nucleotides long. RefSeq lists its product as uncharacterized. The coding region runs from base 1 to 1062 and encodes 353 amino acids. The record is from RefSeq and is a predicted model, not a curated record. The transcript has 5 exons. Gene Ontology annotation, molecular function: peroxidase activity. Lineage: Eukaryota; Fungi; Ascomycota; Sordariomycetes; Glomerellales; Glomerellaceae.
AUGCAAAUCUCUUCGCUCCUCGUCAUGGGAUUAGCCCCCAUUGCCUAUGGCUUCCCUCACUUCGCGAACACCGGUGUUGGACAUUCAUUCCGACCACCUACAUCAAAGGCAGGAAAUGAUACCAACCGGCUCAAGCCGCAGCACUUCAUGUGGAAGCCUCCCGGUCCGAAUGAUCUGCGCUCUCCCUGCCCGGUGAUGAACACCAUGGCGAACCACGGCUUCGUUCCCCGCGACGGCCGAAACAUGACGCGCGAGAUUCUCAUCAAGGGCCUCGGAGAUGGACUGAAUAUUGCCGAGGUACGAGCUAUCAACAUCUUCGAAAACGCUCUCCAGGUCAACCCCAUCCCGAACGCCACGUUCUUCGACUUCCAAAUGAUGCAUACACACAACAUCAUCGAGCACGACGGCAGCCUCUCUCGCCGCGACGCCGUCUUCGACCCUACGAACUCAUUUGACAAGGGGACAUUCGACAACUUCGUCAGCUACUUUGGAGACGAACAAGCCAUCAAUAUCUCUAUGAUAGCAAAUGCUCGAGCCCGUCACGCCCUUGACAUGAGUCGAAUCAACCCGACUUUCAACAUCACCCAGGCUCAGAUCCCAGUCAUUGUGGGCGAGAACGCCAUGUUGCUGGUCAUCUUCGGCCGCCCUGACAACCCGAUCGCGAACAGGUCGUUCCUGGAAUACUUCUUCAGAAACGAGCGGCUCCCUGUUGAGCUCGGUUGGGUACCUCCCGAUGUUGCCAUCGACGCCACUGUGGGACCGAUUGUACAGGACAUCAUUGCUCAGAGCCCUCCCGAUGUACCCUUGACGUUCACUCCGCAAACCUCGGCCUGGAUCGAGACACGACAAUGGCGACAAUCUGAGCCAUGGCAUAUGGCCAUCCUCGACGUCCUCGACAUUCUCGACAUCCUCGACAUCCUCGAGAUCGAAGACUAUCCCGAGGCGUUCCCCAAGAUUGGCUCCAUGGGAGAUGAGCUCCAGCGUGGCCUUCAACCUCGUGAUCAUGGUCCAACCCCAUUCUUUAGCGACUACCAUUCUCUGCAGACAGGCUGUAAAAGGUGA